CCGGUAGUAAUUCCAAACCGAUGAUUGGGCAAAACGAAAAUUACAAAUUUCAUAGCAUUCGUCGAAAGCAACGUUACUGGUUAGGUAUGGAGAAGGUUUAUUGCAAGGCCCAUGAUAGGGAGUGUAUGUUGAAAACUGGCGUGAAGGAGGGACCGAAUAAGGGCAAAAGUUUUUAUGUCUGCAUUGACAAACAGGGAUGUGAUUUCACCCAAGUGGCAAGCAUUCCAGCAUCUCACUGCCUCCACCACCCAGACUCCAUGGUCGAGCUCCAGGCCAUUUCCCACAACCCAAAGCAAGCCAUCCACAGGUUGUACUACCGCUGUGUGUCAGGGAAGAAGGAGGGUCUGAAGUGGUGUGGAAAUGUUCCUUGGACUGAAGGGGAGAGAGAUCGGCGCAGUCCCCUUGUUAGCCGUCAGAUGCAGCCCUCCGUCUUGCCACCGGUUCGAAACCCGUUCAAGGCAUCAGAAAAAAGCGGGCAGGAGUCCGAAUGGAGGAGGAUCCAGAGCGGAGCGGCGGAUGGAAUGAGAGGACGGCGUGAGGAGCAGGACGAAGGGGGGAGAACGGGCCGAGGAGGGAGUAGCAGUGACGAAGAGGAUGGAGGAGAGAAUGUGGAGUCCUACCGGGGUAAAGCUCUCCCUGCUGGGAUGAAGAUCAAGAAGAGAGGUUCCGAUAAGAAGGGGUGCAGCGCCGACGGCGAGAAAACAAGAACCAUGACAACCGAGGUCGAGCCGAAGGACAAGAGAUGCGACGGAGAAGGAAAGAAAGAGAGAAUACGUUCUGGUUCGACAUACAAUGUUGAAACGCCAUCACCAAACUCCCAGAAUCCUCUUGGAGACCUUCCCCAACCACCACUUGGUCUCAUCAGUGCUGCUGGGUCAAAGGUUAACUCUGUGGAUAGCUCCUCGCCACGUCUUACGGACCCGCCUAGGUCAGCCCUCCCCACUACAGGUGAGAAACCAAACCGGUCCCCAGACCCUGCACCUAAAGACCCCCGAGAGGACCCACAACCGGCCAGAAGUGAGACCACCAACCCCUUGACAUCCUGUCACUCACCCCGAGGUGAGGAAGAGGAGGCAGAGGAUGAUGAUGACGACGAUGACGUCCAGAUCGUCUCAGUGAAGCCCGGCAAGCAGACCACCAGCCCGCCGCUGGCCCUCGUUCAGAAGACCCUCACCGCCUUCCCAGGGUUCAAAGCGGCUCCCCAGGUCAAAGGACAACCGGAUGACCCAAGGGGGCUGCAGAACCUGCUCCUCAACCAGCUUCAACAGAAGAAGGCCACCCUGUCUGUGGUGAACCUUUCUGCUCUGCCAGAUAAGGGCGAAAGACUGAAGUCUCAGGUGAAGGAGCUGGAGGAUUCCCUGAAUUCCCUGAGUCUGACCGUCGCCUCCCAGCCGGAGCCCCAGGAAGAGGCUAGUUCUGAUGUUAAGCCCAGCAGCGGGGGUCACCACCCUCCCAAGCUCUUUAGUCGUGUGGGGGGAACCAUUCUUCUUCCGGGCCCCGGACCCUACCAGCAGCAGGCCACAGGGGGGGGCCUGGAGCUGGGACUGAGUCAGGGAUCCGGCCAGAUGUUUGGAGCCAACUCCAAGGCUCAAGCGUUCUAUGGUGGCAGGAUGACUGAGACCCGGGGAAUCGCAGUGAAGAAUGCCACCAACGAGGCCAUUGACCACCUCCACCGGUCCCUGGAGACCUGCCCUGGACCUGAGCAAGAGGUCCCGGAUCCCAGGGGCAUCAAGGUGCCACUCAUGACUCACCAGAGGCAGGCUCUGGCUUGGCUGCUUUGGAGGGAGAACCAGAUGCCCUGCGGAGGAAUUAUGGCUGAUGACAUGGGUCUUGGGAAGACGUUGACCAUGAUCGCUCUCAUUCUGGCCCUCAAGAAGAAACCCAAAGAGGGAGAAAAGGAGGACAAGAAGGUGGAGAACUGGUUCUCAAAGAACGACCCCAGCCUGGUGGUUUCCAAGGCAACGCUCGUCAUAUGCCCCGCCUCCCUGGUGCACCAUUGGAAGAAGGAGAUCGAAAGACACGUGAAGACGGAUCGACUUAGCGUCUACCUCUACCACGGACCCAACCGGCAGAAGAACGCUGCGCUACUUGCUAGUCAUGACGUUGUGGUAACCACCUACAGUCUCGUUUCCAAGGAGAUUCCUGUUGCUAAGGACGGACCUGGGCAUCACACCAAGGAUUCGGAGUACACGGUGUGUGCGUCGGCGCCCCUCCUCAGCGUGGCAUGGGACCGGGUAAUCCUAGACGAGGCCCACAACAUCAAGAACCCCAAGGUGCAGACCUCCAUGGCCGUGUGCCGGCUGAGGGCACGGGCGCGCUGGGCCGUCACGGGCACGCCCAUCCAGAACAACCUGCUGGACAUGUACUCUCUGCUCAAGUUCCUGCGUUGCGCUCCGUUCGAUGAGUUCAAGCUGUGGAAGUUUCAGGUGGACAAUGGCUCCAAGCGAGGAGGAGAGAGACUCAACAUCCUGACCCAGAGCCUCCUGCUGAGACGCACCAAGCACCAGGCCGACUCCUCUGGAAAACCCCUGGUGUCUCUUCCUUCACGCACCUGCCUGGUGCACCGCCUCACCCUGUCAAAGGAGGAGCAGUCGGUCUACGAUGUGGUCUUCGCCCAGUCUAGGUCUACUCUGCAGAACUACCUGCAGAGACAUGAGGGGAGAGCCAUGGACAAGGCGCACGCCAACGCCCCCAACCCCUUCAACAAAGUGGCCCAGGAGUUUGGUGUAUCGCAGUCGGACCCUAAAGCCCCCAUUACCCAGAAGCCCCAGCAGGGAUCCAGCACCAUCCACAUUCUGUCUCUUUUGCUACGCCUCAGACAGUGUUGCAGCCACCUGUCCCUGCUUAAAAAGACUCUGGACGCCACGGAGCUGGAAGGUGACGGGGUGGUUCUUUCCCUGGAAGAACAGCUCAACGCUCUGUCUCUCUCCACGGGGACCCCUUCGUCCUCAGGCCCCGGGUCCGAGGACACAGUGUCCCUCAACGGGAGCCGCUUCCCCUCCUGCCUGUUUGAGGACCCCAGCAAGAGCACAAAGAUCUCUGCCCUUGUCUCUGAGCUGAAGGCCAUCAGGAAGAGUGACCCAGAUCAGAAAAGUGUAAUUGUGUCACAGUGGACAAGCAUGCUCAAAAUUGUGGCAGUGCACCUGAAGACUCUGGGCCUGAAGUACGCCGUCAUCGACGGCACCGUCCCUCCUAAGAACCGCAUGGACCUGGUGGAGGACUUCAACACCAACCCCAUAGGUCCCCAGGUGAUGCUGGUGUCUCUAUGUGCUGGGGGCGUCGGCCUCAAUCUGAUUGGGGGAAACCACCUCUUCCUCAUCGACAUGCACUGGAACCCGGCAUUGGAGGACCAAGCCUGCGACAGAAUCUACAGGGUUGGACAGCGCAGGGACGUCACCAUCCACAGGUUUGUGUGCGAGGGAACGGUGGAGGACAAAAUUGCCACACUACAGGAGAAGAAGAAGGAGCUGGCCCAGAAAGUUCUCUCGGGCACAGGAAGCACCUUCACCAAGCUCUCCCUGGCUGACCUCCGAGUAAUCUUCGGAGUGUGAGCACGGCCCUGCACUAUGAACAACUUCUCCACAGCUCACUAACUCACUCCCUCACUUUUUGACUUUAUCAUUCAGCUUGAUGGAAAAAAUGUUUCAUAUGGUUAAACUGUUCGUUAUAAUCAUGUUUUGUUUUGUUGUCCGUUUUUUAUAUUCUUGAAUGUUCAACCACUGGCACUAUUGUUUUAUUUGAUUGAAGUGGAUGCUUUGACCAUUGCUGAUGUGUUAAUAAAUCAUAUUAAUUGAA
Messenger RNA from Gadus morhua (Atlantic cod), 3795 nucleotides. RefSeq names its product transcription termination factor, RNA polymerase II (gene ttf2). Gene Ontology annotation, biological process: DNA repair. The record is from RefSeq and is a predicted model, not a curated record. Bases 21 to 3551 code for a protein of 1176 amino acids. Gene Ontology annotation, cellular component: nucleus. Gene Ontology annotation, molecular function: ATP-dependent activity, acting on DNA; ATP binding; zinc ion binding. NCBI's taxonomy places the organism in Eukaryota, Metazoa, Chordata, Actinopteri, Gadiformes, Gadidae. The transcript has 23 exons.